ACAGUGGGCUUGUGACGGGAUUGGAUUCGAUUCGAUUCAGGAACGUCGUUUCUCUCCCCUACAGUUUUCUAGAUAUUCGUCCACCGACUUCAGAGAGCUCUGUAUUGACUUCUCCGCAAAAGGCCGAAAUACAAAGAUAAGCACGGCUCUGAUUUUCCACUCUCUCUGUAAUCCCUCUCUCUUUCUUCCAAAAAAGAAAGAAAGAAAAUAUCUGUAUUAUUGUUUGUACUUUUGAAGGACAAUUGUCUCUCUCUCUCUCUCUCUCUCCCUCUCUGUGUAUCGUUGCCUUGGAUGCUUACAUCCGCUGUAUUAUUGAGGAAAAGGUCGGUGCUUUAUUGGCGUCCGUGCCUGCCUUUUCAUUAAUUGUUCCUGGGGUUUGAAUUUUGAUUUCUUUCGGUUAAUUUGUGUAUUUUAGAAGGGUUUGGCUUCUGGGUUUUUGAGAACAACUCUGUUUUAGCUCGCCUAGCAGUUGAGUGUUGGGGCUCAAGGCGCAGUGUCAAAGUUUGCGUCUUGUUUGAGAGUCUCAAGGUUGUGUUUUAUGGGAUCUACCAGUCAAGAUUCAGCAGUCUUGACCUAGGGUUUUGUGAACUACUUAUUUUGAGCCUUCAAUUGAGCUUUUGCUCUGACCUCAACUCUUUGGUGUUGGCGAGAACUCUGGUUUUAGUUGACCUGAUUUCGUUGUUUCAAGGCCUGUUUUGUUUUUGCCCACCAUCCGUUUGUAAUGGAGUCUCACAAACCAGAGAUGCUGCCAAACUCUUCUGUUACCCCAAAUUCCGUGAAGCCAAAACCCAACUCCACAACCCAGAAUCCUGGUGAGCCAUCAGAAGAAUCUAGGGUUCAUGGCCAGGAAACAGCGGUGGUAAAGAAGCAGGGGUCUAUUGGGACUCUUGAGGUUUUCAUACAUCAAGCAAGGGACAUCCACAACAUAUGCAUAUACCACAAGCAAGAUGUGUAUGCCAAGAUUUGCUUGACUAGUAAUCCUGAGACAACGGUUUCAACCCAGAUCAUUAAUGGUGGAGGGAGGAAUCCAGUCUUCAAUGAGAGUCUCAAGCUCAAAGUCAAGACAAUUGGUUCAUCUCUGAAAUGUGAGAUAUGGAUGCUGAGCAGGGUGAGGAAUUAUCUUGAAGAUCAGUUGUUGGGCUUUGCUCUGGUGCCUCUUUCUGAUGUUGUCACCGAGGAUGGGAAGCUGGAGAAUGAAUUUUCCCUCUCCUCCAGUGAUCUUUUCCAUUCUCCUGCUGGUUUUGUCCAAUUGACCCUCUCCUACACUGGAGCUUCUCCGGAAGUCUUUGAAAUAUCUACACCCCGCUCUUCUGCCGCUGCAAACCCUGUUUCUGACCCUAAUGAACUUGAUAAGAUUGAGUUCCCCGAUCCAAAGAUUGUGAAUGAAAAUGAGUUGAUGGUUUCAGAGUAUUUUGGGAUUCCUCCUGCUGAUUAUGAGUCCACAAAUCCAGAAAGCCCGAGCUCAGUAGAGAACGGUGAGCACCUUAGUUCAGAAGAUACCACUGUUGAAAUGGCUGAGGACCUUCCAACGGGUGGUCUCGACGGUGCUGAAGUUUCAAAAACUGAAACUCCGCCUAGUAUCGUUUCAACUAGUGUCUCUCCUUUGGCAUCAGUUCCAGCAAGCCCACCAUCUGCAUCCAAUACCCCGGGAGCUUCUAAACAACUAAAGGAAGACAGUGUUUCGUCUCUUAAGGAGAAAAAGGAAGAUGCCAGCGAGGCUGAGAGCGGUUCCUCUGCAUUACCAGUUAUUAAUGUGAACAUUGAGCCCGAGCAGAAGGUUGUGCAGCAAGAGAUCGUCGAUAUGUACAUGAAAAGCAUGCAGCAGUUCACUGAAUCACUGGCAAAGAUGAAGCUCCCUCUGGACAUUGACAACGCGCCUGCUAAUUCAGGUGAUACGAAGUCGGAUGAGAAAGUACAGGCCCCAAAAAGCAAUGGCCGAAGCCCGAAAGUGUUUUAUGGGAGUAGAGCGUUCUUCUGAGCUGCCGUUUAAUUGGUUCAGCAGGCAAGUGGGUAACUUACAAUGUAUAAUCCCAGCUCUAGUUGUACUAGUGAGUCCAGUAAGUAGUGAAGUGACUAUGUAAGGUGAGCAAACUAGAUGACAAGUAAGCUUGCCUUGUGUGUGUUUCAAGCUUUGUUGUAUUGCAGCUGAUGCUAGUUCUUUAAUGUAAGCACUCUACCUUGUUUUCAGUGUUUCGAGUACAUUUCUUCCUUCAAUUGAAUGUAUUUGUGGAUUUAGGUUUCGAGCG
Molecule: messenger RNA, 2246 nt
Organism: Diospyros lotus (date-plum)
Lineage: Eukaryota; Viridiplantae; Streptophyta; Magnoliopsida; Ericales; Ebenaceae
Exons: 1
Coding region: 722-1978 (418 amino acids)
Source: RefSeq, a predicted model, not a curated record